Messenger RNA from Sodiomyces alkalinus F11, 474 nucleotides. RefSeq lists its product as hypothetical. The transcript has a single exon. Bases 102 to 434 code for a protein of 110 amino acids. NCBI's taxonomy places the organism in Eukaryota, Fungi, Ascomycota, Sordariomycetes, Glomerellales, Plectosphaerellaceae. The record is from RefSeq and is a predicted model, not a curated record.
UGGGCGGAUGGCCACGCACUAGAAGCAUGGGUGGAACAAGGGGCAAGGGACUAGCAACAAGGGGAGCAUGAAUGACAUGGAGCAAGCCUGGAGCAUAGUGAAUGGAGAAAUGGAGAAAUGGAGAACCGGUCAAUCCUCCCCUCCAUGCCCUAGGACCCAUGCUCACUGCCCCAUGUCUCCUGUCCCCCUUCAUCCUUGUGCCAACAAACGCCGACGGCACGUCCCUUGUCUAUCCUUGCUGUUUUGGAGAGGAAGGGGGAGGGGGUGCGGUAUGUGGUGGUGGUGGUGGUGGUGGUGGUGAUGAUGAUGAUGACGAUGAUGAUGAAGAUCUGUGUAUUGUCUUAUACGCAGAGUACGGAGUAGUACGGCCAUAUGUCCGGAGUUUGGGAAUGCUGGCGCUGGGACAGUGUUUCAUCUUGGCACUGCGCCAUUGAAGCUGGUGAUGAAUUAAGAUGAGUGUUGUCUUCAUAAUUA